CAUGGCCUUGUUGGUGGAGACUCUAGUUUUGUGUGGGAACCUCAGUAGUAAUUCCUGAUUAGUCUUGGCAAAAAGUACUGUGGCAGCUCUCACAGCAGUGGUGUUUGUGAAGUCAAGUGUACGUUCAUUUACAUGGCAUCAACUGGCUUAUCAGGAGAACUGAAGUGCUCCAUCUGCCUCAGCAUCUACACGAAUCCUGUAAUGCUAACCUGUGGCCAUAACUUCUGUGAGAACUGCAUUGAAAAUGCCUUGGAUAGACAAAGGAGAUCUGGGAUUUACACUUGUCCUGAAUGCAGAAAACAGUUUACAAGUCACCCUGUGCUUCAGAAGAACCUAAAGCUGAGCAAUAUUGUGGAACACUAUCUUUCUAGUUGUCAGAGUCCUCAUGACGAAGAGUCUUUUUGUACAUAUGGUGUAGCGUCCAAUCAUGUAUGUGAUCCUGCUUCUUCUUUAAAGCCCCAUAAAUGUCCUGACCAUAACGAACUGCUAAAAUAUUUUUGUAUUCAAGAUUCUUCUCCUCUGUGUACUAGGUGCACCAUGAAUAACAAACAUAAAGGUCAUGAUCUAGAGCUGCUAAGUGAAGCAGGUGACAAAAAGAGACUCAGAUUGUGUGAUUUUGUCAAAAAACUGACAACGAAAACUGAGAACACUGAAAAUAUUCGCUGUAAAGUAGAAAACUACAAGAGAGGCAUGCUAGACAAAGCGGAUGUAAUGAAAGACAGGGUUGUUGAUCUCUUUGGUGGCAUUCGAGAACAACUAAAUACCUUGGAAAAUGAAGUUCUAGCUGAGAUUAACCAGCAGGAAAAGGUGAUUUCUAGGCAAUGUUCCCAAGAGAUCCAGAGGAUUGAUGCAGAAAUAAGCGCACUAUACAAGAGAAAAAUCCAAAUUCAACAGACUUGUAAAAUUGCGGAUCACUUAACUCUUCUGCAACAAGAUGAUUUUGAUAUGGAUUUGCGGCCAAUUGAAGUUGGUGUUGAUAAUUUGGAUGAGGAGAUGAUCACCGUGAUCAUAAUGAGUGCUCUCAGUAGACUAAUGGAAGGAAUUCCUUCUGUGAAGAAUGAAUGUGGAUUUCAUAUAGAAGAUUCCUCUGAUCUGAUACUGAAUGUGAAUACGGCAGACCCCACCAUUGCUCUUUCCUAUGACUUGAAAGAAGCAUCGGGCCCUUACUACAAACAUAGAGUACGACCUCAUCUUCCAGAAAGAUUCUAUAGUCAGCAGGUUCUAAGUACCAAAAGGAUAGCUUCAGGUAAACAUUACUGGGAAAUAAAAGCCAGUGAAGAUGGUGACUGGUCCGUAGGUGUGACCUACAACAGUGUUCGGAAAAGUGGAUAUUGUUCCCAGCUGGGCAAAAAUAACAAAUCCUGGUGCAUAAGCUGGAGCGAUUUAUGGGAUCAACUUUAUGCAGAACAUGAUGAUGAACAAGAAGAUUUAUUUCCGAACUUCACACAUGAACUUGGUAUAUACUUGGAUUAUGAAGGUGGGAUUGUGGCUUUUUAUGCGCUCUCUAACCCAAUUGAACACUUGCACACGUUCUAUGAUUCUUUUACACAGCCCCUUCAUCUUGGGAUAUAUACAGAUAUGGGCACAGCCAUCACAAUUUGCAGAUAAAGACUUGCAUCAGUUUUUGUGCUGUACGAGAGUUGAUUGUAAUAUUUAAUUUAAGAUGUAUAAUAUAUUAUCUAUAAUGUAUUGGUUUUAAAAACUAGGUGUUAAAUAAAGUUGUGAUAACUCAU
Messenger RNA from Rana temporaria (common frog), 1733 nucleotides. Its product is annotated as E3 ubiquitin/ISG15 ligase TRIM25-like. The transcript is spliced from 2 exons. Lineage: Eukaryota; Metazoa; Chordata; Amphibia; Anura; Ranidae. The record is from RefSeq and is a predicted model, not a curated record. The coding region runs from base 133 to 1608 and encodes 491 amino acids. Gene Ontology annotation, molecular function: protein binding; zinc ion binding.